UGUUUCAUUGGAGUCUCUGUGAGUUUUUCACUGAGGCAGGGGUCAGCUGAAAGACAAAGAAAAAUGGCGAAUAGUUUGUUGGGAGGGCAGCUGUUCCGCUUUGUACCACAGUGGACACUCCAGAGACCUUUUCCUGCAUCUCCUACUGUCUUUGUUUCCUCUUCCUCCACCUUUGGUGUGUUUUUUUUUUGUUUUGUUUUGUGGAGAAGGGGUAGGAAUGACUUAAUUAGCUCUGUCAGAGGAGACACAGUUAACUGCACAUAAAAUUAACGCAAUCCCUGCUCCUAUAAUGUCCACGGAUGGGGGCUUUGGUGCAGGAGGCAACAGCGAUGCCCAGCAGUGCCUUCAGUCUUUCUGGCCUCGGGUCAUGGAGGAGAUUCGAAACCUUACAGUGAAAGACUUCAGAGUUCAGGAGCUUCCAUUGGCACGUAUUAAGAAGAUCAUGAAACUAGAUGAAGACGUAAAGAUGAUCAGUGCAGAAGCGCCUGUUCUGUUUGCCAAGGCUGCUCAGAUAUUCAUCACAGAACUGACACUACGGGCCUGGAUACACACAGAGGACAACAAGCGCAGGACCUUGCAGAGAAACGACAUUGCCAUGGCCAUCACCAAGUUUGAUCAGUUUGACUUUCUCAUUGACAUUGUUCCAAGAGAUGAACUUAAACCUCCCAAGCGCCAGGAGGAGGUGCGCCAGGCUGUGACCCCAGCAGAGCCCGUCCAGUACUACUUCACGCUUGCUCAGCAGCCUGCGGCUGUCCAGGUGCAGGGGCAGCAGCAAGGGCAGCAGACCACCACAUCCACCACGACCAUCCAGCCAGGGCAGAUCAUCAUAGCACAGCCUCAACAAGGACAGACCACUCCCGUGACCAUGCAAGUUGGCGAAGGGCAGCAGGUUCAGAUUGUCCAGGCUCAGCCGCAAGGGCAGGCGCAGGCGGCGCAGAGCGGGACUGGGCAGGCCAUGCAGGUCAUGCAGCAGAUCAUCACCAAUACGGGCGAAAUCCAGCAAAUACCGGUUCAUCUCAAUGCCGGCCAGCUGCAGUAUAUCCGCUUAACUCAGCCCGUCUCGAGCGCCCAGGUGGUCCAGGGCCAGAUCCAGACGCUGGCAGCCAACACACAGCAGAUUGCACAGACGGAGGUGCAGCAGGGACAGCAGCAAUUCAGCCAGUUCACAGAUGGACAGCUCUAUCAGAUUCAGCAAGUGACCAUGCCUGCCGGCCAGGACAUCACUCAGCCCAUGUUCAUCCAGUCCACCAACCAGACAACAGAUGGACAGGCCCCUCAGGUUACGGGAGACUGAAUCGGUCCAGCCAGAGGGCUUUGGGAUGUGAUGGAAUUUGCACCAACUUGAUGCCAGGCAGGUCCAGAGGCCCUCUUCAGCUCUUCCCCUCCCUUCCAUCCCUUCCCCAAUAUAUAUCUGCAUUUGAUAUAAAGCUGCCAAGGGCAGUGAUCUACGUCGUAUUAUAUGAACUGCUUCAUUCUGGUGGGAGGCAAGAAAACCCCACAAACUGACAAUGUUGCAAUAUAUUUCUUUAAAGAAAUUGCAAAUUCUUCAUUGCUCAGCAAUUCUGCUCUGUACAUAAUGACGAAUUUUUAUAGGGCUCUGUCAAAAGCAGUGUGACUGUUGUUCGUCUCCCUGUUUCUUCGUUGGUCCAGCAUAAUUUUUUUUUCCCUCCCCACUUUCCAAUAAACUUUGACAUCUGGGAUUUUCAUUGUAUGACACCUCUGAGUGAGCAGUAGUUGGACGCAUCCCAUCUGUGUGAUUCACUCAGGAAGUGUUUGUGGGCAGGUAUGUGUGAGAGAUGUUUUUCCUCUCUUUUUUUAAAUGCCCCAAAUCUAAGUAUUGCUGUCUUCAGCUUCCAAGGCAGAUGUGGGGAACCUUUGGUCUUCCAGAUGUUGCUGAAUUACAAUUCCCAUCAUUUGGCCAUGCUUGCAAGGGCUGGUUCAGCAAUAUCUGGAGGGCUGAAGGUUCCCCACACUUGUUCCGGGGGGGGGGGAGUAAAAAAAAACAAAACCCCACUCAUUCUGUAUUAAAUCUAUUUUCUAAGGCAGCUUCCCCAGUACUGCGUCUUCCAGAUGCUUUGAGCACCAGCCAGCUGAUGGGAAUUGCAGUUCAAAAAAUCAGGAGGGCACCAGGUUGGAUGAAGUUGUUCCUAAGGCUUUAAAGUUGGCCUUGAGCUAUUUUUUGGAAAAUACUUGAGGUUUGGACACACAGAUUUGAGUUCUUAGUUAACUGUAUAAAAUCUCAGUCAAUGUAUGUGUUUAAAAAGCUGCAUGAAAUGCAAUAAACUUGUUUUCUAUGAUA
Rhineura floridana is the source of this 2299-nucleotide messenger RNA. It is a transcript of the gene NFYC, whose product is annotated as nuclear transcription factor Y subunit gamma. Gene Ontology annotation, biological process: regulation of DNA-templated transcription. The record is from RefSeq and is a predicted model, not a curated record. The transcript is spliced from 10 exons. Gene Ontology annotation, molecular function: DNA binding; protein heterodimerization activity; DNA-binding transcription activator activity, RNA polymerase II-specific. Lineage: Eukaryota; Metazoa; Chordata; Lepidosauria; Squamata; Rhineuridae. The coding region runs from base 290 to 1294 and encodes 334 amino acids. Gene Ontology annotation, cellular component: CCAAT-binding factor complex; nucleus.